CUCUCUUCUUUGUGGCAGUGUUCUCCAGGCGAGCACACAGUAAGUUUCAACUUGUCAGCGGCAGCAGAGCAUAUCAGUUCUCUACAGGACUGUAGUUACACGCCCCUAACAGAAUUUUUAGAAGAUAAAAGCGAUGCGACUACCCUUCACUGCCUAGUCAAAGAAGACGCGUCAAGACGGAGCUUGUGCCAUGAGGUGAUCAUUAUAUAAACCCGUUUAUUACGGCCAAGUUUUCCCCCACGCAUCUCACCUGAAGCCAUGGGGUUAUGUGAGAAUAUGAGGCAGGGAAACGCUGGAGCUUUCAGGGCCGGAGUAGGAGUGCUGCUGUUGGGGCUCAGCCUGGCCCAGACUGUCCCUCAACACACUGCCUGUCCAGCAGCCGUGGCCCCACAGAAUCUCACCCAGCUCCAGAACCAGGACACAAGGGAGGACACUAAUGCGGGUUUUAUGGCCUCUUUUGUCCAGUCCUUCCUGCACACAGUGCAAUCUAAACCCUUUCCUGUAGAUCUGGUCCUGAAAAUAGUCAAGGAUGCUAAGCAUGAACAGGUUGAUGAAGAAAACAUCAAAGAAUUCCUGGUGUAUCGUGUGGGUUUCUUGGUGUGUGCAGCCAUUGGUGUCCUGUACAUCGUUCUGAUGCCCAUAGUUGGUUUCUUCUUGGCGUGCUGUCGGUGCUGUGACAACUGUGGUGGGAAGAUGUAUCAGAAACAAACUUCUUCCAUUCACUGUCGCAGAAGAACCCUCUACUGGUGUGCAUUCAUCACCACAGUCAUUAUCCUUGCUGGAAACAUUUGCAUGUUCAGAAGUAACCAAGCGCUCAAAGUGAGCAUGGACCAGAGUACAGCAGACCUCAUCAAAAGUAUAGAUAACAUCAACACCUUCCUCACUUCUGUGCCUAAGCAAAUCGACUAUGUGUUGAACGAGAGCUACAAAACCAUACAGGAGGUUAACGGAAACCUACUUGCCAUUGGACAUCAGUUGGGAACAGAGAUCCAGAAUGUUUUUAGAGCUAUCCUGGACCCAGCGCUGCAUUCAGUUAAACUUCUGGACCAAGAGACUGUAAACAUUGAUGCUCAACUGAAAAAGCUGAACUCAUCUUUGGUCCAGCUGCAGUCCAGCCUGGACCUCCUCCACGGCAAUGUGUCUGCUGUUAAAAGGCGCAUCAGUCAGACUUCAUCUAAUGCAGCCUGCAUCGGUUGUAACAACAUAAAUCUACAGAGACUGGAUGUACUGGACAUCACCAUCUCUACUUCCAGCUUGACUAAAAUCCAGUCCUCAGUGGAUAAAGUCAUGGAAACUAAUCUCAAAUUUGAAAUCAAGGAGGUAGAGGAUUAUUUCCACAGCAUCCCCCAGACGGUGACCAAUGACACUGCUGAUAUUGUUCAAAAUAGCCAGCAGCUGUUGAAUGAGAUAAAAAAACAGAUAUCACAAGUCACCAGUGACAUCCCUUUAUCCGCUCUGAACAACGUGUUGGGGUCUCUGCACGAUGUGCAGAGAAAAAUCGGCAAGAUCACACCAGAGGUCAAGAAAGGCGAGCAUAUUAGAUGGGCAGUGUGUGUGGUCCUGUGCUGCUUCGUCCUCCUGGUGGUGGUGUGUAACCUUCUUGGUCUGGCCCUGGGCCCUAUGGGUCUAAAACCGAAAGAAAACCCCACAAAGCGCUCCUGCACGGCGGACUGUGGAGGCACCUUCUUCAUGAUGGGUGCAGGUUUCAGCUUCGUCUUCUCCUGGCUGUUAAUGAUAGUGGUGCUGGUGCUGUUCAUAUUAGGUGGGAGCGCUUACACUCUGAUCUGUAAACCUUGGAACAACGGAGAACUGUUCAAGAUCAUUGAUACUCCAGGUCUAAUACCAGGGUUGGAGAUAGGUCCAGCUUUGGGAUUGAAAACCAACCUCAGUAUCUCUGAUAUCUAUAAAGACUGCAAGAAAAACCAAGCUCUGUGGACGACACUCCACUUGAACGAGGUCGUAAACCUUAACGAACUGCUCAAUAUGUCUCAAUACACAAAGGAGAUCCAGCAGUAUUUUGACGGUGCAAACAUCACUCUGACCACCAUCACUCUCCUGAGCCCUGAAAUUAAAAAUGAACUAAUCAGCUUUUCGGCCACAGCUAAAGAUUUUGACUUUGCACAAAUAUUUCAACAGAUGAACAACAUUUCCAGCAUCAAUCUGAAUACAACAGCAGAUAUACUUGACCGUAUCUCUCAAAGUCAAAAUGACAAUCAAAUUAAAAAUGAGCUCCAAACUGAGGCCAGAGACCUGAGACAGAUCCAGUCUAACAUGGAAAGAACCAUCACCCCACAACUGGAAAACCUCAACUCGACCAUCAAGAGCAUUCAAUCCAUCGGAGAGAAAAUCAAUGGAACAGUGGGGGAGGUGCUAAGCAACGUAGAAGCAGCACAUGACUUCCUCGACACAAAUACGACACAGAUCAUCAAGACCGAGAGCAGAAAGUUUUUGGACUGUCAGCUGGGUUACUUCAAUACUUUUGCCAAAUGGGCCAACAUCACGAUCACGCAGCAGGUGGGCCGCUGUGGGCCGGUGGCGGGUUCUGUGGACUCUGUUGAGAAUCUCCUGUGCGCAAACAUUGUGGAGUCUCUGAAUGCGUUCUGGUUCAGUCUGGGCUGGUGCAUCAUCUUCUUUAUCCCCAGCAUCAUUUUUACCAUCAAGCUAGCUAAGUACUACAGAAAAAUGAAGUCCUCUGAUGUCUUUGAUGACCACAUAAUGAUGAAUCACUUCCCGAGGGCCCAGAUGAAAAUCACCUGAGAAGAUAGCAUAUGUACGAUACAUAUGUACAAAGACUGCAGCCACAGUUGGCAUAACUUGAUAUAAUAAAAACACAUGAGGUACUUCUGCACAGAUGUGACACAACAAACUGAAAAAAAGAGUUAUGUAUUAUGUAUUAUUAUGUAUGUAAUCCUUUUUUUUAAUCAAAAUGUUCACUAUAAGAUGGAGAAGCAAAGUCACAUAUUAAGCGACUGCAGUGGUUAUACAAUACAUUUCAUACACCGCAUGCAGCGUCUUUGAAUUGAACUCAGGGGGACACAGGGCGUAAGGGAAUCUGCAGGGAUUUUUUUUUCAUAAUCUUAAAUAAAGUUUCAAAGAGAUUGGUACUACAUAAAUGAUUUAUAUGUAUUUAAUGUAUAAACUAUGAGCUGCUGCUGUAUUCUGGCAAUAUGUGCUCCAUAUUUCAAAUUGUAAAGCUGAUUUUUGUUGAUUGACACAUGUCUGUGCAGUCAUGUUUGAUGUGCAGUGCUCUCACAAAACGCAGCAAUGUGUUACCGUGCCAACAGGCAUUUGUGUGUCUGUAUACUGCCGUGGUUUGGCAACCUGAUUCCAAUGGGAAACAUUUUUUAAUUACAUGCCUAUAAUGUAUAUACUUGCACUAGUAUUGAAAAUCAAAGCACUAUUUCUUGAAUGAAUCAUUCCUCAAUCCCUUUCAAGCUUUAUUUGAUAGAGACAGCUGGAGAGUGACAGGAAUGUGGGGGGAGAGAGACAGGGAAUGACGUGCGGGAAAGAGCCACAGGUCGGAUUCGAAACCCUGGGCUUCCGCAGCAAGGACUGAAGCUUCGCACAUGGGGCGGCUGCUCCACCAACUUAGCUAAACACCAACCCAGUUUUGUUACAUUUUUAAAUAUGUUUUUGUAAAUAUUGAUUUUGGCUCAUGUGAUUUAUGAUUCGAUAUUGAUUAUUUUGUACUUUGAUCUUUUUUGUCACACAGCACUUUAUAUGGUCUUUUUAUGUUUGCUCAGUGUGGUUAAAAGGUUGUGAACAUUUCUGCCUGCUGUUGUGAAAACUAUGUAAAAGUAAAAACUGUUACUGAUCAACGACUGCA
Messenger RNA from Larimichthys crocea (large yellow croaker), 3826 nucleotides. It is a transcript of the gene prom2, whose product is annotated as prominin 2. Bases 259 to 2757 code for a protein of 832 amino acids. Lineage: Eukaryota; Metazoa; Chordata; Actinopteri; Sciaenidae. The record is from RefSeq and is a predicted model, not a curated record. Gene Ontology annotation, molecular function: cholesterol binding. The transcript has 24 exons. Gene Ontology annotation, cellular component: cilium; prominosome; cell surface.